AUGGAUGUUUGUGCUAUAAAUCAUCUCUUUGUGAGAUCUUCAUUCACCGACAAUGUUGUAAGCACCGCCAACAGUUUUAAACAUUGGGAUACAUGUAUGAACAAUACAGCAUGCAAAGUCAUAGCGAUUGUUGGUAUAUGCUUAGCAGCUAUAACUGCCAUUUGGUUGAUCGGUGCUCUGCUUACAUGUUUUAGGCAAGGCGUUACAGGAAUCGGCCAGUUCUGUUGCUGGUGUUGUAGGUGUGGUCGCAACUCUGCAACGGUACCAAGGAAUGAGGGAAUGUACAGAAAUUCAAUGGCUCCACCUCCAGCCACAGUAGUAUAUCAACCGAUUCAGCAGCCGGAGUCCGCAUAUUAUAGAAAUAGAGAUGACUCCUUUUAUGAUGAAAGAAUCAAGUCCAAGUCUGAGGAUGUUUUCGAGCUUGAACAGGAUUUUGAUCUAGAGAAACAGAGGGCAAAGUCUACUAAAAGACAUAGACUACCGUUAGUCACAAAUGAUCUUGCUGACGAACAAUCAGCUUACAGACCGUCUGAAAACUAUGCAACGAAUCCUUGGCAGUCGAUCAAUGAUAACCUACCUGCCAAUAGUCGUAGAACUGUCUAUCCGACAGACGACCAAUCAUAUCAUGGAUACAAUUACUAUCAUGGCGGCUAA
This is a messenger RNA of Zygotorulaspora mrakii, 654 nucleotides long. It is a transcript of the gene PIN2, whose product is annotated as Pin2p. The transcript has a single exon. Gene Ontology annotation, cellular component: plasma membrane; cellular bud neck. Bases 1 to 654 code for a protein of 217 amino acids. The record is from RefSeq and is a predicted model, not a curated record. NCBI's taxonomy places the organism in Eukaryota, Fungi, Ascomycota, Saccharomycetes, Saccharomycetales, Saccharomycetaceae.